Molecule: messenger RNA, 168 nt
Organism: Trichoderma harzianum CBS 226.95
Lineage: Eukaryota; Fungi; Ascomycota; Sordariomycetes; Hypocreales; Hypocreaceae
Exons: 1
Coding region: 1-168 (55 amino acids)
Source: RefSeq, a predicted model, not a curated record
AUGACAAGACCCCUGGCUGCUAAAAAUAGGGAGUGCAGGGAGCAGAUGUCAAAUGAAUUUCAUAUCGAGAAACAGGUGAUGCCGAUAUCACUCAAUUGUCUCUGCAGAUUCAUCAUAUACUUGGUGGUCUACGGAACUGCUAUGUGCAUCACAUACAUGAUAUUCUAG